GAAGUCCGGAGAUGAGAAGCUUGCACUUCAGAAGUGGAUUUAUAAUUAUUUGGUUGUUGCUGCUUGGUAUGGUCACGCGGAAACUCACCAUUUGUUCUGCAGUGAGGGAACCCAGGACUGAGCCUCCCCACCCUGGACGGAGCCGUCCAGUGCCUACUAACAGCCGUUCGACUGGGAAGCAGAGACUGGCGGCCGCCCGGAGCCACAUGACUGCCACCUUUCCUUCUGGGUCUUUGUACAAUUCUGUGAUAUAGGUACUGCAAGUAUUAUCUCUAUUUUGAGAUGAGAUGAGAUGAGAUGAGAAAACUGAAGCUGAAAGAAGUUAAGUGACUUGUCCAGGAUCAUACAGCUAAGGGAAUACUAAGCAUCCUAAGGACCAGAACACUGAAGAAAAUAUAGAAGUUGCUAAGGUGUUCUGUUCAGAUCUGGAUACUAUAUCUCGACAAGGAUACCCAUAUUUUCUUAAAGAAAAUUCUAAAUGGAUUUGGCCCUUUGUCACUGAGACAUAUUCCUUUGGACAGAUGAAAUGACUAAAUAUAGAUUACUAUCUAGAACUCUGAAUUUUUUUCACUUCAAGAGGAAGAACUGGUUCUUGUUGAAAUUUGGAUUUUUUGUCUUUGCUCUGAUUGUGUUUUGUGAAUAUAUAAUUUAUUAUUUAGUGAUCUUUCAGUGUCGCUGGCCAGAAGUGAAAACUGUAGCUUCUGGAAACAAAGAACAGACUCCUGAACCUGUGCUGAAGGUUAUAUUUUUAGCUGAUACACACUUGCUUGGGGAAGUAAAUGGACAUUGGUUGGACAAAUUACGACGGGAAUGGCAAAUGGAAAGGGCCUUUCAGACAGCCCUAUGGUUACUACAGCCAGAGGUUGCCUUUAUUCUGGGGGAUGUCUUUGAUGAAGGCAAGUGGAGUUCCCCUGAGGCCUGGGCUGCUGAUGUGGAAAGAUUCCGGAGAAUGUUUCGACAUCCACCUCACACACAACUCAUAGUCGUUGUUGGCAACCAUGAUAUUGGCUUUCAUUAUGAGAUGAACACUUAUAAACUACAACGAUUUAAGAAGGUUUUUGACUUUGGGGAAUUUUUUUCUAUAAAAGGGAUUAAUUUUGUUAUGGUGAAUAGUGUAGCCAUGGAGGGAGAUGGUUGUAAUAUCUGCUCUUCAAUGGAAGCCCAACUCAUUAAGCUAUCUCACCUACUGAAUUGUUCCAGACAGGAGAACCAUUCCAGCCCAAAGUGUUUUGGUGUUCAACAGCUUUCAGCAUCAGCUCCUAUCCUUCUCCAGCAUUAUCCUCUGUAUCGGAGAAGUGAUGCUGAAUGCACUGGGGAAGAUUCUGCUCCUCCAGAGAAAAAGAACAUCUUAUUUCAAGAGAGAUAUGAUGUACUUUCUAAAGAGGCUUCCCAAAAGCUUCUCUGGUGGUUUCAGCCUCGCUUAAUUUUAAGUGGUCAUACUCACAGUGCCUGUGAAGUGCUACAUGAUGGAAAAAUCCCUGAAAUCAGUGUUCCAUCUUUCAGUUGGAGAAACAGAAACAACCCCAGUUUCAUUAUGGGCAGCAUAACAUCAGUAGAUUAUUCCCUCUCCAAAUGUUUCCUUCCACUUGAGCAUACAGUCCUGACUAUCUACUGCACAGCAGGUAUUUUGGUGGCUUUGUUAUUAUUAACUCACUGUCAGCCUUUGUAACACCACCAUUUCUUUUCAUCUCAUUUCAUUCGGUUGAUACGUAAUCAGAAAGCAUAAGGCAAUGUGAAGAGCAGGACAUUUCUGCGUUUAGUAACAAAUACCAAAGCGGAAAACAACUGAACUUCAGGCUGUAUUCAUGUCAGAGAAUGACCUAACUGGACGAGUCCAGAUGCAGGCCAUCCAUUUUUAUGCACAUCAUAGAAAUUCUAAACAAUUGAUAUGAAUUACUACAGGAUAAAUAGUUGAUUGAAAUGUUUUCAUGCUGUAAAAAAAAAAAAAAAAGUAACAAGUAUCCUACAAUAAAUUGAACUGUUUUCUUGCUAUAUAAUUUUUAUCAAAUAUAUGUAUACUCAGAUUGUAUCUGUACAACAUGUAAGUCCUAUUAGCCUCAUAACUUGCAUGCACUACAAACUCCUACCUUCCACGGAUGGAACUUACAACCCAGAAACACACUGGCAGUAGUGUAUGUACAUAUCAGUGGGUGUGGCUUCUGUUCUAGUAUGACAUUUCCCUCAGAUUCCUAAAUUUUAUAAAGCUGUACAUCUAGAAGGGGAAGCAGAUUCUCCUUUAGAUACUACAAGAGCAGGAAAAUAUUGUUUGGUAGAAUUCUACUUUUUUUUCUGCUGAAACAGGAUUAUUAUUAUUAUUAUUAUUAUUAUUGUUUAAAUAGGUAUAAUUAGUUCUCUAUGAGACAAUUUUUAAUCCCAU
Sarcophilus harrisii (Tasmanian devil) is the source of this 2377-nucleotide messenger RNA. It is a transcript of the gene MPPE1, whose product is annotated as metallophosphoesterase 1. Gene Ontology annotation, cellular component: endoplasmic reticulum-Golgi intermediate compartment. Gene Ontology annotation, biological process: GPI anchor biosynthetic process; endoplasmic reticulum to Golgi vesicle-mediated transport. The record is from RefSeq and is a predicted model, not a curated record. The coding region runs from base 527 to 1669 and encodes 380 amino acids. Lineage: Eukaryota; Metazoa; Chordata; Mammalia; Dasyuromorphia; Dasyuridae. The transcript has 12 exons. Gene Ontology annotation, molecular function: phosphoric diester hydrolase activity.